This is a messenger RNA of Colletotrichum abscissum, 999 nucleotides long. Its product is annotated as HMG box protein. The transcript is spliced from 2 exons. Bases 1 to 999 code for a protein of 332 amino acids. Lineage: Eukaryota; Fungi; Ascomycota; Sordariomycetes; Glomerellales; Glomerellaceae. The record is from RefSeq and is a predicted model, not a curated record. Gene Ontology annotation, molecular function: DNA binding, bending.
AUGCCUCGCCCCUCAAAGAAGGCCCUCGCCGCCACCCCCAGCGCACCCGUUGCUGCCGUUCCCGUCGCGCCUGCUCAGCCCGUGCAGCCCCUCCAGAUCCCCCAAAGACACAUUGAUGUCGAGGGUUUCAUUCGCGUCCGCGACUCGGUUCACCAGCGCCUCAUCACCAUCUUGGAGUUGAUCAAGAACUUCUCCGAGGACUACUACCGCCAGACCAGCCUGCUUCUUGGCGAGUCUGCACACGAGGCUAUCCCGGGCAUUGACCACCCUCUGAACACCUUGGAGCAUGCUGCCCAGAGCAUCGCUCCCCUGGCCCUUGGUCUCCAGCCCGGCGUUGCCUACCACCCUGCCCCUGUUGAGGAGAAGAAGGAGCGCAAGAAGCGCACCCACGACCCCAAUGCUCCCAAGCGCCCCCUGACCCCCUACUUCCUGUACAUGCAGACCGCCCGUCCCAUAAUUGCGAAUGACCUUGGUGAUGCCGCUCCCAAGGGUGCUGUUCAGGAGGAGGGCCAGCGCCGCUGGAAGGCCAUGAACCUUCAGGAGAAGGCCGGCUGGAACAACGCGUACCAGUACAACCUCCGCCUCUACCAGGCUCGCGUCCACUCCUACAAGCAGGGUGGCAACCUUGAGGCCAGAAACAUGGACGAUGAUAGCGCUCUCAAGUACGCCGAGGAGCACAACAUCCAGAUCAACCCUGUUGAUGUUGUCCCCGAUGUUGAGGAUGCCAUCGCCGAGCAGCUCAACCAGGCCAACACCGUCGAUGCUCCUGGUGAAGAGGAAGAGGAGGAGGAAGUCCCUGCCCCCGUCAAGACCCCCAAGAAGCCCGCUUCUACCCGCAAGCGCAAGACUGCCACUCCCGCUGCCGAGCCCGAGGCCAAGGCUGCUGCCACUCCCGCAAGCCCUGACAAGAAGCGCCGCCGCACAUCCACCAAGGCCGCUGACGCCACUGAGUCGGCGGAGCCAGCCAAGAAGAGCAGAGCGAAGAAGGGCAAGAACUAA